Molecule: messenger RNA, 735 nt
Organism: Penicillium digitatum Pd1
Lineage: Eukaryota; Fungi; Ascomycota; Eurotiomycetes; Eurotiales; Aspergillaceae
Product: heme-dependent oxidative N-demethylase family protein
Source: RefSeq, a predicted model, not a curated record
AUGUUCACCACGACCGCAACGGGAAUCACCAACAAAGUAACCAACGAAACCUUCCACAUAACCCAGCGCCCACUCACCGAAGACCCAAUGGCGACAGCAGCCCGACUCGUGCAAGACGACCUAGCCAUAAUGAUCGAGCGCCCAGACGGCGAAUACUACCUCCUCGCAAGGGCGGUGCUGCUAGCUGGGUUCUGGCGACUGAGCGACAAAUUCGGGUUGCGGCUGUCCGAAAUCCACACAUCAGGCGACGUACCGCAAUUCAAGAGCAAGCUGGAGAAAGGGAUGAUGAAUUUCUUCCGACGAUUGCGGCCCGAGGAGCCAUUUAUUCGGAACAACUAUUUCAUCCAGGUGGAUGAUAAUCUGGCGUGGUCGCAUAGUAUUGGGUCUGAGGACGCGGAGACAGUAUCGUGGAAUACAGUGGAAAAGAACCAGGCUAUUGAGAAUCAUUUCUUUCGCUCGGAGAGGCAGUCGCUAAGAAGAUUGCCUAGAUCUGGAGCGGUGGUUUUUACUAUUCGGACUUAUUUUGAGCCUAUAACUGCGAUUGUUGAAGAGCCUUAUGUUCCGGGGCGUUUGGCGGAUGCAGUUAGGAGUUGGGGGGAUGAUGUUGGUCGGUAUAAAGGGAAGAAGAUGUACCAGGAUGUUCUGUUGGAGAUUUUGGAUGAGAAGCAUAAAGUGCAGAUUGAAGGGGGCUUAGAGAUUGAAAAGGAGGAUGAGGUUAGGAAGUACCCUUUUUGA